This is a messenger RNA of Phytophthora nicotianae INRA-310, 660 nucleotides long. RefSeq lists its product as hypothetical. Bases 70 to 660 code for a protein of 196 amino acids. Lineage: Eukaryota; Oomycota; Peronosporomycetes; Peronosporales; Peronosporaceae. The transcript has 2 exons. The record is from RefSeq and is a predicted model, not a curated record.
UCACACCGACCAAGCAAACUACGCACCAGACUAGUUUCCCACUCAAGCUAGUACUCAACUACCACCACAAUGACGUGCGGUAAACUCUACGUUCAAUCAUACGGCCUCGUUUGGUUUUUGAGCACCGUGUUUCUGAUCUGCACUCCGCAGACAAAAAUCGCUGGCCUUAAACACGCUACCCAGGCGGUCUACAUGUACAACCUUGUUAUCCAGCGUCCGCGGAUCACAGGGGGGGCUCUAAGGAUUCCUCUUGACUCAACCGUCAAGUUUGUGAAAAACUUGAGCAGCGACAUCGAGCGCAACAUUAUACGUCUAACUCACGGUCCAAACAGCAAGACUCUUGUCCUGCGGGCCUCAAGCCCACAAGAACUACAGCAGUGGCUAGCCGCAAUCACAGCAGCACUGUCCACAUACGCAACCAACCAAAGCGCUGUAAAAGCGCCUGCCAAGAUGCGGAUGACCACGAUACCUAAGAUUCCAACAACCAGUGUGCCACCGUUUGCCGUGUCGAAGCAACACACUUCGACGCUUCCACAAAACCCCACCGUCAUUUGCUCGGCUCCAAUAGCUUGUUCUCUUCGGCGAGUGGUUCGACAAAACAUCCCAGCUGCCAUGCAGCUCUUCAUUUCGGUCGGCCAGAUCAUCGCGUCUGCUGGAUAA